UUUCUUCCAGGAACUUUGAGGUUAUCAAUACUUCGUCUUUCAUACGACAAUCGAGUUCGAGAAAACUCGCUUCUCCUUUACCAAUUCCCCGUUGUUUUUCUACUCUUCAACGUUGCAUUAGGGUACUCUACAAAAAUGAGUUCGUUAAAGCUUCAAAAACGCCUUGCCGCUUCGGUUAUGCGAUGUGGUAAGAAGAAGGUAUGGUUGGACCCAAAUGAAAUUAAUGAAAUCGCUAACACUAACUCCAGACAAAAUAUACGAAAGCUGAUUAAAGAUGGUUUGAUCAUCAAAAAACCCGUAGCUGUACACUCCAGAGCUCGAGCACGUAAAAAUGCUGAAGCCAGAAGAAAAGGUCGUCAUUGUGGCUUUGGUAAAAGAAAGGGUACAGCUAAUGCUCGAACGCCUCAAAAAGAUCUUUGGGUUAAAAGAAUGCGCGUGUUAAGAAGAUUGUUAAAGAAAUACCGCGAAGCAAAAAAGAUUGAUAAUCAUCUCUACCAUCAGUUGUACAUGAAGGCAAAGGGUAAUGUUUUCAAGAACAAGCGUGUGUUGAUGGAAUUCAUUCACAAAAAGAAAGCCGAAAAAGCCCGUGCUAAGAUGUUAAGUGACCAAGCCGAAGCUAGACGUCAAAAGGUUAAGGAGGCAAGAAAGCGGAAGGAAUUGCGAUUCUUACAAAAUAGGCAAGAAUUAUUAGCAGCGUACGCUCGUGAAGAUGAGAAAGCUGCUGCAGCAAAAAAAUAAAUUGUAUAAAAUUGUUUUAUUUUUUAAUAUAAUUCUGACCUAUUGGA
This is a messenger RNA of Adelges cooleyi (spruce gall adelgid), 785 nucleotides long. It is a transcript of the gene RpL19, whose product is annotated as 60S ribosomal protein L19. Gene Ontology annotation, molecular function: RNA binding; structural constituent of ribosome. NCBI's taxonomy places the organism in Eukaryota, Metazoa, Arthropoda, Insecta, Hemiptera, Adelgidae. The record is from RefSeq and is a predicted model, not a curated record. Gene Ontology annotation, biological process: translation. The transcript is spliced from 5 exons. The coding region runs from base 136 to 738 and encodes 200 amino acids. Gene Ontology annotation, cellular component: cytosolic large ribosomal subunit; ribosome.